Molecule: messenger RNA, 1209 nt
Organism: Theobroma cacao (cacao)
Lineage: Eukaryota; Viridiplantae; Streptophyta; Magnoliopsida; Malvales; Malvaceae
Biological process (GO): regulation of DNA-templated transcription
Cellular component (GO): nucleus
Molecular function (GO): DNA-binding transcription factor activity, RNA polymerase II-specific; RNA polymerase II cis-regulatory region sequence-specific DNA binding
Source: RefSeq, a predicted model, not a curated record
CAACCCUAAACCAACCGCACUUUCUUAUUCUCUCUUGCUCUUCAUUUUUCUUGUCCUCCUUAUAUAUCUUCUUGGCGACUUCUAUUUGGUGUGCUUGAUGACAAAGAAUUUACCGCUAGUUAGUAAUUAACAUAUCCACCAAUUAUCCAUGGAGGAUUCUGGAGCUGCUUCUAGUGAUGAUGUAAAGACUUGUCCUAGAGGACACUGGAGGCCUGCUGAGGAUGAAAAACUCAGGCAACUUGUUGAACAGUAUGGUGCACAAAACUGGAACUCUAUUGCAGAAAAGCUCCAAGGACGAUCAGGGAAGAGCUGCAGAUUGAGGUGGUUUAAUCAACUUGACCCUAGAAUCAACAGAAGGCCAUUUACAGAAGAAGAAGAAGAAAGGCUCCUGGCUGCUCAUCGUAUUCACGGAAACAAAUGGGCACUGAUAGCUAGACUAUUUCCUGGUAGAACUGAUAAUGCAGUAAAGAAUCACUGGCAUGUUAUAAUGGCUAGAAAACAAAGGGAACAAUCCAAGCUAUGUGGGAAGAGAAGUUUUCAAGAUGGUCUUAGCGACUCCAAGCUAAGUUCUACUGGUUUCACCCCAAGGAAAGCAAGGUGUCAAGAGGCUUUUAGCUCAAGAAUUGGGUUUGGAGACAGUAGGUUUCUUGAAUUUCAAAACCCCAGUAAAGAAAGGAUUUUCUCAGUCUCAUACUCAUCAACUUCUUCACCAUCUUGGACUUUUGCUUCAUCAACAAUGAUGCCCUCAAACAAUUCAUCUUCAGCAGAAUUAUCAAGAAGAGAUGGAAAAGAUUAUUUAUCAGGGUCUGGUUCUAGUUAUUACUCCAUGGAGAACUCAAAAAUUUUAGAUCAAUCUCUUUAUAAAUAUCAUUCAAAUGCUUCAGCAUAUUGUAGCAGCUUAAAAAAUUCCAGUGCAUUUGGACUUCCAAACUACAGGAGGGUGGUUCCAAGUCCUUUUGGCUACCUUAAGCUUGGUGAUAAUUAUGAAAGUAAUAAUGGUGUGAUGAGGAAGGAGUUGAUGAGCGUUAUUGAUAAUGCACCCAAGUUAGCAAAUAUUAGAGUGAGUUCCCAGCAGGAGAAUGAUGAUGAUUCCAUCAAACAGAAGGAUACUCCUUUCAUAGAUUUUCUUGGUGUUGGUAUUUCUUCUUGAUCAUCAAAAACCAUCUUAUUUAACUUUUUUUCCUAGUAUACAUUACAGGUUUAGCUUUG